CUUAAUCCGUAAACUGAGGAGUGACGACGAUCAAGAGUCAACACGUACGAAAAUAAUUAUAUUCAGGUGUUUUGUUAUCAAUUGGGCACAAAAGAUAACUGCGAGAUUGUAGGUAAAUUCUGGAGUUCUUGAUGCCAUUCUGGAAUGGAGCUGAUCCGUGAAAACUGGCGCUUUUGCUAAUUUUAAUAUCCGAGUGAUUGCCAAAAGAUGGACUUAUCUUGGUGAGACGGUUCACCACUUCGUUUGAUCUGUUCGUUAGUCGCUUGCAGUACUUAUCAGUUCCUGAUAAACUAUAAAGUAGUUGCAACUUGCAACCACAUGCGUCAGCAUUUGAUUUGAAUAUCGGGACUUUUUUGGAUCGUCGUGGUACAAUACUUUAAUACUAUUAAAUGCUUACUAUUGGAAGUAUAUGAUAAUAUCGGAUCCGAAUCCCUAGUUGGGCAGCUGUUCUUCGUUGUGGAUUUUCUCUUAUCACAUCUGCUCGCGUUAUCAUUCGCGUGGUUGUGGUUCUGCUGGCUGAAGUUCGGGAAAAAUAUCAGCCAUGUUAUCGUUUUUCAACACCAGAUCUCAGAAAAACCCUGUAGAUGUGGUGCGCUCGCUCAAGGAUGCGCUUUCAAGUCUGGAUCGCGGAGACAAAAAGGCUGAAAAGGCCUCGGAGGAAGUGUCUAAGUUGUUGCAAGCGAUCAAAGGAAUGCUGCUUGGCUCUCCUGAACAGGAACCUCCCACGGAAGUGGUCGCGCAGCUAGCGCAGGAGAUGUACAGUCAGAAUCUGUUGAUUCUUUUGCUGCAGAACCUGAAAAGAAUCGACUUCGAGGGUAAGAAGGACGCUGCACAAAUCUUCAACAUCAUACUACGACGGCAGAUUGGCACACGGACCCCCACUGUGGAGUAUAUUUGUACGAAACCGGAAAUUCUAUUCAUGCUGAUGUCGGGGUAUGACAGCUCAGAGAUUGCCUUGAACUGCGGGAAUAUGUUACGCGAAUGCAUCAGAUUCGAGGCACUUGCGAAACUUAUCCUGUAUUCCCCAGAUGUGUAUAGAUUCUUCCACUAUGUGGAAGGCUCAGCAUUUGAUAUCGCUUCCGACGCCUUCUCCUCGUUUAAGGAAUUAUUGACGAAACAUAAAUUGAUAGUGGCAGAAUUUCUGGAAGCGAAUUACGAUAAAUUUUUUGAACAUUAUCAGCAUCUUCUGGAUUCUGACAACUAUGUCACACGUCGACAGUCGUUAAAGCUUUUGGGAGAACUGCUCCUGGACCGCCAUAAUUUCAAUGUGAUGACCAAAUAUAUCGGAAAUCCAGAAAAUUUGAAGCUGAUGAUGAUCAUGCUUCGCGAGAAAAGCAGGAAUAUCCAGUUUGAGGCGUUUCACGUAUUUAAGGUUUUUGUUGCGAAUCCCAACAAACCGAAGCCAAUAUUAGAGAUUCUACUGAGAAAUCGCGAGAAGUUGAUUGAGUUUCUGAGUAAGUUUCACAGUGAGCGGACGGACGAUGAACAAUUUAACGACGAGAAGGCCUAUCUUAUAAAGCAGAUCAAAGAACUUAAAGCGCCAGCGGAAUGAGCUGCGAACAGCACAGUGAUCACGGGCAUGUUUUGUGAAUUACCCGGUUUUCUGCAUUCGCAUGUAUUUGCUCCAUUCGGUUGGGUCAUAUUUUCAGAAAUUCAAAUGCAAGCCAUCCUGAUUGUGAGUGGCAUCUUUCAGUUUUUUACCAGCCGCGUUGUAUAUUUAUAGAAAAGUCUUUGGCUUUGCUGAUGUUAGAAAUAGCGUAAUGAACACAUACUGUAUAAUGGAAGUGUUUCUUCUAUUUAUUGGAUAAUUAAUGGCGACUUUUUUAUUGGUACGAAUGGUACCUUCGUACAGAUGUACUAAGUGGAACGUUUCUCCUUGUCAUUUGAAUUCGCAGUGUGACGCUA
Messenger RNA from Paramacrobiotus metropolitanus, 1905 nucleotides. RefSeq names its product protein Mo25-like. Gene Ontology annotation, molecular function: protein serine/threonine kinase activator activity. Bases 542 to 1552 code for a protein of 336 amino acids. The record is from RefSeq and is a predicted model, not a curated record. Lineage: Eukaryota; Metazoa; Tardigrada; Eutardigrada; Parachela; Macrobiotidae. The transcript is spliced from 7 exons. Gene Ontology annotation, biological process: intracellular signal transduction.